Guyanagaster necrorhizus is the source of this 2046-nucleotide messenger RNA. RefSeq names its product MFS general substrate transporter. The transcript is spliced from 18 exons. NCBI's taxonomy places the organism in Eukaryota, Fungi, Basidiomycota, Agaricomycetes, Agaricales, Physalacriaceae. Gene Ontology annotation, biological process: transmembrane transport. Bases 363 to 1919 code for a protein of 518 amino acids. The record is from RefSeq and is a predicted model, not a curated record. Gene Ontology annotation, molecular function: transmembrane transporter activity. Gene Ontology annotation, cellular component: membrane.
CGACUGCGCAUUCAACAAAGCCCUGAGGUAAAAUUGGAUCCAGAAGACCGCAAUGGCCGGUUCAGCUGUCAUCUGCUGUCGACUCUCGAUCAUUCCAUUCUACUGAAUUACCACCGUGGAGUCGGCAUGAUAACCAUCGAUUCGGAGUAACGUAUUCUCAACUCGCUGAAAAGUUUAACGGCUAGGGUUCAAGGCUUACGGACUCGUGUUAUAUGUAUCUGCAUAUAUGUAUUCUUGGGCUUCUUUGACGGAAUUUGGAACUACUGAUUGGACGCCUUCUUGCCGCUUUUCGGACACAUGAACACAAUAUAUACGACGACGACUUCUACUCGCUCUUUUAUACGUCCUUAUCUCUUUCCCUGAUGGCGUCGGCAAGCGAUGAGAAAAUUGCAACAGAAGAAAAGAGUAAUGUCCAUCAUCUCACACAAGUCUCUGUCAAUCAAGUGGAUACUGGAGCGGUACUUGUAAUCGGUAAAACCGGGCACUUGAGCCGUUCCGAGGCCAUAAGAAUCAGGAACAAAAUAGACCGUCAUAUCAUUCCCCUGAUGUGCCUGCUGUAUGCAAUCCAAUACAUGGACAAAGCCACAUUAGGAAAUGCCGCCGUCCUAGGUCUCCUUAAAGAUACACAUCUAAGUACUGACCAAUAUAACUGGCUCAGCACCAUCUUCUAUCUUGGUUAUCUUGUUUUCGAAUUCCCGCAGAAUCUCUGUCUGCAGCGCCUUCCCGUUGGGAAAUGGUUGAGCUUCAAUAUCUUGGUUUGGGCCGUAGCGUUAUGUAUGCACGCAGCAUGCAAAAAUUUCGCCGGUCUCUUCGUCGUCCGAUUGAUCCUGGGUAUGUGUGAAGGUUGCAUCACAACGGGAUUCAUGAUUGUCACCUCCAUGUUCUAUACACGAACGGAGCAGACAUUAAGGGUCGGGUACUGGUUCUUAAUGGAUGGUAGCUCACAAGUAAUCGCCGGCUUCAUUAGCUUCGGGACCUUGCACAUGAAAACCAAUUCAUUGACAGCCUGGCAAUGGCUUAUGAUAAUUUUCGGCGUAUUGACCAUAGUGACUGCAGUCAUUUUCUGGUUCCUUUUUCCAGAUUCUCCUACGAACGCGUGGUUCCUUACCCCGGAAGAGCGCUCUUCUGCGGUUCAGCGAAUAAAGGAAAAUCAAACAGGUAUCGAGAACAAACAUUUCAAGAAAGAACAAAUGAUAGAAGCCCUAACGGAUAUCAAAACAUGGUUAUUCGCUCUCUUCUCCAUGUUAGCCAACAUCCCGAAUUCGCUCUCUAAUCAGCGACAGCUAAUUAUCUUGUCCUUUGGUUUCUCCAACCUUAACACCACUCUCCUGGGCUGUGUUCCCGGUGCUGUAGCGGUCAUUGCAGUUUGGAGCGGUACAAACAUAGUAGCGCGGAUUCCAAACAGCCAAGCGUGGGUCGGUGUGAUAUACCUGAUACCGAAUCUCGUUGCUGUGUUCUUGAUGCUCUUUCUAAGCUGGGAUAAUAAAGUUGGUCUGUUACUGACACUGUUCUUCGCCGGUCUCGGGGUCACCGCUUUCGUUCUUUCGCUUUCUUGGCUGUCGAGCACUACGGCAGGACACACGAAGAAAGUAGUCGUCAACGCUAUCAUGUUAUCUGCUUAUUGUAUCGGUAAUGCGGUCGGUCCUUUCAUGUGGCAAGAGAAAUACAAGCCUCGCGAUCGUGUACCCUGGAUAGUCAUCGGUGUUUGCGUUAUUUUUCGGAUUCUGACUCUGCUCACCAUUCGGUACCUGCUAUCGGCUGAAAAUCGACGUAGGGAUACCGAAUGCGUUGAUUCUGUUUAUGACGAUGUGUAUAUUGAGCGGGUGAAAGAGGACGGUGUUAUGGAGAAGGUUCGUGUUGACAAGGAAUUUUUGGAUUUGACGGACAAGCAGAAUCGAGAUUUCAGAUACGUCCUCUAGUAGGUACACUUCAGGAGGAUUUAGGCAUUUUGUGCUGGACAGGAUCUGCAGGCACACAUUAAGAGUACAUGUUGGGCCAUACGAUAACUAUGAUAAUGUUUUAACUUGUGUAUAUUUCUGGCUGUCA